ACCGCGGACCUUGCUGGAGCGCCACCCGCUGCCCCUGCGGGUGGGUGCUGGGUGUGUGGUGACUGCGCUGCGACUGGGAAAGUCUUGCAGCCCCGGGCUGGGAAGCAGCUUGUUCCCUGGGUGCAGAGGAGCCUUCUGCGGCAGAGGGCCCGCAGGCCGGGGAGGGGGGCGAGGGGCGGGGGCCGGGGGCCCGGGGCCUCCUGAAGCUGCGGAUCGGCUCCCGGGGCACAGCUUAAGCAGCACUUGUGUCGCCCUUGGAACGCAGUUUUAAACACGCGUUGAAGGUAAACCUUAGAGGUAGUUGCUCGAGCAGAAACCUGAGCGACGUGAAAAGACCCGUGUGGCCUUGGGGGGCACGCACUUUCAGGCCGAGGGGAGCAGCGUAUGCAAAGGCCUCCGCGCUUGCUUGGCUUUCUCGAGGAGUGUGCUGCACGGAGACCGGGAAGGAGGAGACAGUGAAAAGGAAGCUCUCUGGGGCAGAGCGGAAGCAGGCUGACGCUGGGGAAGCAGGCUGACGCUGGGGAUGGCGAUGGCACUGGUGAACGCUCAUUCCCCAGCUCCUCUGAACCUGAAGAAGGAGGGGCCGCGGACAGGGAAGGAGGAUCGCUGCUCUACUUGGGAACAGGGGUUCAGGCUACAGGGAAAGAGCUCAGGCUUCGGACAAGAGCCACUGUGCAAACAGUUCAGGCAGUUGCGGUAUGAAGAGACCACAGGGCCCCGCGAGGCGCUGAGCCGGCUGCGGGAGCUCUGCCGACGCUGGCUGCAGCCCGAGACACGCAGCAAGGAGCAGAUCGUGGAGCUGCUGGUGCUGGAGCAGUUCCUGACCAUCCUGCCCGCGGCGCUGCAGGCCCGGGUGCGGGAGCACCGCCCAGAGAGCGGGGACGAGAUGGUGGUCAUGCUGGAGCACCUGCAGCCGGAGCUUGGGAAGGCAGGACAGCAUGCGGGCCCAGAUCAGGCAAAGAAGCAGAAGGUGCUUGCAGAGGAGGCGGCCCCUGUGGCAGCGGUGCGGGAGCCGCAGGUCCAGGCUGAGCGGGACGUUCCGGGGCCCGAAGAAGAGAAGGGUGACGGGACAAAGACUGAGAAUGAGAAGGUGGUUGUACAGACAGAUUCUCAUGGAGGAGCGGAAUCAUCUGGGAAAGUGUCUGAACCUGUAGAACCUGGUCCUAAGGACCCUAACUUGGAACAGCAACAGGUCAGGCCCACGGAGAAGACUGAGUGUAAAUGCUCAGAAUGUGGGGAGGGCUUCACCCAGAGCUCAGACCUGAUUGGACAUGAAGGGACACACGCAGAAGGAAAGCUCUGUGGCUCUGAGGCUUGUCAGAGUCCCAGGCCUGUGGCACAUCAGAAAGUCUGCUCAAGAGAGAAGGGUCAUCAGUGUCACGAGUGUGGGAAAGCCUUUCAGAGAAGUUCACACCUUGUCAGACACCAGAAAAUCCAUCUUGGCGAGAAGCCUUAUCGGUGCAAAGAGUGUGGAAAGGUCUUUAGCCAGAAUGCAGGCCUUUUGGAACACCUCAGGAUCCAUACUGGAGAGAAACCUUACCUGUGCAUCCACUGUGGGAAGAACUUCAGGCGCAGCUCCCACCUCAACCGACACCAGAGAAUUCACAGCCAGGAGGAGCCCUGUGAGUGCAAGGAGUGUGGGAAGACCUUCAGUCAGGCCCUUUUCCUCACGCACCACCAGAGAAUCCACAGCCACUCCAAAAGCCAUCGCUGUAACGAGUGCGGGAAAGCCUUCAGUUUGACCUCAGACCUCAUCCGCCAUCACAGGAUUCACACCGGAGAAAAGCCUUUUAAGUGUGCCAUAUGCCAGAAAGCCUUCCGACUGAACUCCCACCUGGCCCAGCACGUGAGAAUCCACAAUGAAGAAAAACCCUAUGAGUGUAGUGAGUGUGGCGAAGCCUUCAGGCAGAGGUCGGGGCUUUUUCAGCAUCAGAGAUAUCACCACAAACACAGUCCGCCUUGAUGCGGCAUCCUGUCUGCGGGAACAUCAGGGACAGUACGUUGACAAGCAAGCAGCACUUUAGGAAGAGUCACUCCAGCCGGUUCGAACCUCUGAGAACUCCAGGGGCCAAGCCGGAGGCUCUGCCCCUUCACGUGUGCUCAGGUGCCGAGCACAAUUAUUUGACCCUUGAUGGGACUAUGGGAACAAGCGGAACAGCAUUCUUCACUGCAGGACUUCUCUGAGCCUUUAACUUGGUAAAUGUAUGAUUGCACACCUCCAAGUAGUAGAGACCCUCAUGAUGGGUGAGGACUUUGAAGUCAGCAGUGAGUCAGCCAAGUACCUAUGGAUUUAUAGGCUUGAAUGGAGCCAGAGCAGGUCGAUACGUUUGCAUCUGCUACAGCAACAGCUAUAAAGUAAAA
Messenger RNA from Mustela erminea (ermine), 2361 nucleotides. It is a transcript of the gene ZSCAN26, whose product is annotated as zinc finger and SCAN domain containing 26. The transcript is spliced from 4 exons. Bases 524 to 1963 code for a protein of 479 amino acids. Gene Ontology annotation, biological process: regulation of transcription by RNA polymerase II. Gene Ontology annotation, molecular function: RNA polymerase II cis-regulatory region sequence-specific DNA binding; DNA-binding transcription factor activity, RNA polymerase II-specific. The record is from RefSeq and is a predicted model, not a curated record. NCBI's taxonomy places the organism in Eukaryota, Metazoa, Chordata, Mammalia, Carnivora, Mustelidae.